Molecule: messenger RNA, 1780 nt
Organism: Gloeophyllum trabeum ATCC 11539
Lineage: Eukaryota; Fungi; Basidiomycota; Agaricomycetes; Gloeophyllales; Gloeophyllaceae
Exons: 6
Coding region: 55-1443 (462 amino acids)
Source: RefSeq, a predicted model, not a curated record
UGACAGGAACAUGCUGGUUGAACUUGCAUAGCCUUCUACGAUUCCCCCUUCGCCAUGGACUUAACAAACGAGGAGAUGAGGAUGGUCCUCCAGGACGCGCUGGACGACCUAUGUUCGCCGAGGACGUCGAUGAAUUGCAAAGGCAGAGCGCUCCAAGCAAUCCACGAACUCAUGGGAGAUAUCUGCAUCCCGGACGACCCCGCUGCGGACGAUCGUCGCGAUUAUUUCCUGGCCCUCCAGGACACGUUCGAAUGCAACAUCCCUUCGCGAAUAUUGGAUUGGAUCUCUCACAGCACCGUUCGCCUGGAACAGUUAACGUCGAAGGAAUGUCAAGAUCAUGACCGAAAGGACCAGCUCAAUGCCUUGGUGCCACUUCUAACGCGGGCGUUAGGAGUCAUCCAAGGUUUCCCGCUUAUGCACAAGCCCAGCAAAGCCUUCCUUGUACGGCAGUACAGCCUCGAGAUCCUCGUCGACUUACUUUCGGUUUCGCGGCGACUGCAUCCUGCCCCUUCUACUCCGGAUCACAAGCGGAGCAAAUCUACGUCUUCGCCACACCCGGGCCACCGCACCCCACCAAUGGAACUCCAGAUUGCCAUUCUGGAUACCCUCAUUUGUGCCUUGGUAGACUCCGUACCGGGUUUGCGGAUCUUUGAGGAAAUUGACGGCCUAAAAACCGUUGUGAAGGCAUUGAAGAGGUCGCCCUAUGAUGUAUCUAUGAAAUGCAUGGCAUUCAUCUGCUUCUACAUGGGAGAGGAUGAAUUUGCAUUGUCCGGCGAUAGACCGCCAGCCUCGGAGACGCCUCGCCCUGUGCCACCUGUGCCUACCGCCCCUUCCACACCCGUCCGCAGCGGACACUCCAAAGCGCGAUCACUGGCAGCCCGGCUCGAACUCCGACCCUCGCCAUACGCGCUCUCCGGGCACUCAUCCUCCUCAUCCGAGUCCUCCGCGCUCUCCGAUGCCGAGAGCUACACGUCCGUCGAGUCCAGCGCAGGGCCCAAGACCCCGCCCGACGACGCGCCACUCCACCACCCCCUCUCCGCGCUGCGCAGGGACGCCGACGCCAUCCCGCAGAGCCCCAAGAAAGAGCGCUUCGCGCGCCUCGGCCUCGGCUCCGGGCCCAGCUCGCGCGGGGGCCUGAGCCCGAUUGGUAUCAGCGGCCUGAGCAUCGAGAUGACGCCCAGCACGCCCACGAAGGGCGAGGGCCGGUCUUCGUACGCGGACUCGGACGUGUCGUGCCUGUCGCCGAGGAGCCCCGCGGGGAUGUACGACCGGCGCAGGCGGCUGCGCUCCCCGUCCCCGCCUACCCGGCAGAAGGGGAGGGGAGAGCGGCGCUUUCGCCCCAGGACAAAGGAGGAGAAGGAGGAGAUCCUCGCGGGGAUGGUCGACAACGUGGACUACCUCCUGGAAAACAUGCGCAAGGUCGGCAUUUGGGGUGCUUGCUGAUCUACGCGAGAAAGAGUAUUCUCCAGACACACACGGACACAUCAACAACAUCGUUCUAUGAAAUUCCCUCCCCUUCCCUUUCGCGCUUUUAUUUUGUUUGCUGUCGACAUUGCUAUCGUUUUUCUGGUUUCGUAGCUUUCGCGUUGCAUGCACCAUACCGUGUAUCCCAGGUGUCCAUGUUGUAGCCCAGUAUUCCCUCCCCCUCCUCCCGUUUUUCUCGUAACGCAGUAUACGCCGAUUCACGACUUCAAUGAUUUGUCCUGUUACGACAUGUCCUUUAUACUAGAUUAUAGAGGCUCCAUGACCGCUAUACUCGCAUCCGUGCCCGAGACUCGUG